Messenger RNA from Beta vulgaris subsp. vulgaris (sugar beet), 1192 nucleotides. RefSeq lists its product as hypothetical. The record is from RefSeq and is a predicted model, not a curated record. The coding region runs from base 144 to 770 and encodes 208 amino acids. NCBI's taxonomy places the organism in Eukaryota, Viridiplantae, Streptophyta, Magnoliopsida, Caryophyllales, Amaranthaceae. The transcript is spliced from 3 exons.
UCUGGAAUUCUGGACUUCUUUCCCUUUCACAUACUUACCAACUACUAACUCCAAGUUUCCAAUACUCUGCUGCUCUGCCUCUCUCACUGCCACCGACGUCGAAGUGUAUCGAGGUAGGACUAGAAGUGCAGAGAAGUAGAGAGAUGGCUGUGAACCAGCAUAGAUUCUGUAAUUCAAGGGUUUUAAAGCUAACUUUAGGGUUCAUCGCAGUCUCUAUUGCUGCCUACAUUGUUGGACCCCCUCUUUAUUGGCACUUCUUAGAAGGCACAGCACCUGCUUCUCUCUCCUCUUCUUCUUCUUUAUCAUCAUCUUCUUCUUCUUCUUCUUCUUCCAAUCCCGCUAAUUGUCCUCCAUGCUCUUGUAAUUGCAAUUCUUCGCCUCUCAUCACUAUUCCCGAAGGGUUGAGCAAUAUCUCUUUUACAGAUUGUUCAAAGCAUGAUCCAGGGGUCAGCGAAGACACUGAGAAGAAUUUUGCUGAACUGUUAGCUGAGGAAUUGAAAUUGCGGGAAACUGAAGCUGCAGAAAAUCAGAAGCGUGCUGAUAUGGCUUUGCUUGAAGCUAAAAAGAUUACUUCCCAGUAUCAAAAGGAGGCAGACAAGUGCAAUUCUGGAAUGGAAACCUGCGAAGAAGCCAGGGAGAAGGCUGAAGCAUCUUUGGUGGCACAGAAGAAAUUGACUUCAAUGUGGGAACAGCGGGCUCGCCAGAGAGGAUGGAAGGAUGGAGUUGCUAAAACCGGUGCCCAACAACAGGGAAAUGUGCAGUCUGUAUAAUAUAGAAGUUCACAUAUGGUAGUCUAUCAGAAUAUUACACCUGAAUUUUUCUUCACAAAUACUCGUGUGCAGCCAAAAAGUAGUCUCUCAUUCAAGGCGACGUGAUCAUUAAAAACUGCUAGCUCCUUGUUGCUUAAAAUCACCAACUAUUGAGGAGAAGGCACUCAUGGCUGGAGCUUGGAUGGUGGUCUACACGUUCAGGAACACCAGAUGUGCGUCAUUGCUUCUUUUAAGAUUUUUCUAGUAAACGUAAGGAGCAGAUUAACUUUAGCCUGGUGAAAACUACAAUUUUGGUACGUUUCAAGUAAAACUUCCGUUUCUUUUCUUUUGUCCAGUAAUUCUAAUCAAGGAGCAGAUCAAUUUAAGUUGUAAACAAUGGGUGUUACGAUUUGAGUAAAUAUUUGAGGUACUUGCAUUAUGAA